This is a messenger RNA of Cordyceps militaris CM01, 2550 nucleotides long. Its product is annotated as alpha/beta hydrolase fold-3. Lineage: Eukaryota; Fungi; Ascomycota; Sordariomycetes; Hypocreales; Cordycipitaceae. Gene Ontology annotation, molecular function: hydrolase activity. Bases 1 to 2550 code for a protein of 849 amino acids. The transcript has 4 exons. The record is from RefSeq and is a predicted model, not a curated record.
AUGACAAAGCUCAGCACAACCUCAGUCUCGUUAGCCGUGACACCGACUGUCGUGGGGACCUUGUUUUCACAUGUGAGUGGUGUCUGCAUCACGUUCGUCAGGACUCAGGAGAAGCUUGACGCCAAGGAGCGCCGUGUGCUGCGCCCCGAUUUGCUGCCCAAAUCUUGUGGUGGGCGGGCUCAUCCUGCCACCAUUGAUGGCGAAUCGAUUUUCUGGGAUAGGAACCUCUCAAGGAGAAGCCGACCGCCCAUCUCUCCUAUGACGAGGGGCUCCGCAUUCACCAGCCAAUGGGUGCCCUCACCGCAAUGGGUGAAGCUGGAAAAUAUAAAAAUACCACAAGAUCAUCUGUCGCGAUCCGCUGAAUUGAUCAACGAGGAGCUUGGCGAGGACGGCCGGGCCUUGGUUGGCGGCAGCUUGUGGUGGCAAUGGCGCAGACCCAAGAAGCCCCUCGAGGCCGAGUGGAUUGAGAUGCGCGCCCAUGCAAACGAGAGAAAGAAGACCGGUAACCCAGCACACCGUGUCAUUCUGUACUUUCACGGCGGCGGCUACUACUUUGGCAGCGUGGACGAACACCGUUACCAGAUGCAGCGCCAUGCGCGCAAGCUAAAAGCCAGGGUGCUUGCCCCGAGAUAUCGUCUCGCGCCGCAGUUUCCCUUUCCCUGUGGCCUGCAAGACUGCUUAGCAGCCUAUUUACACUUGCUAUCGUCGCAGGACCCCAGCACCAUCAUCUUGGCAGGGGACUCUGCUGGUGGCGGCAUGGCCAUGGCAAUCUUGCUAAUUUUGCGCAACCAAGGAUUACCGCUUCCAGCUGGUGCUAUCCUCAUAAGCCCCUGGGUAGACUUGACGCACUCUUUUAAGAGUAUUGCCGGCGAUGCUCCAAUGGACUACAUUCCUACAAACGGAUUUCACCACAGGCCCUCGAAAGCAUGGCCCCCUCCGAAUGACGACGAUAUUGCCGAGAUCAAGCGAGAUGCGCAUCAUUUGAAGCGCGUGCGAACAGGCGCUUCUGGGGUUAAGGAUGCAAAAGCCGAGACUACACCAGAAUUCGAACACGAACCGGAUGAGCGGCAGUACAUUCACCUUGAUAUUGAUGGAAAGCCCGUCACGGUCAAGGAUCAAAUUCAGCUUUACACUACCAACGCGCUUCUCACGCACCCUCUGGUCAGCCCAGUGCUCCAAGCUACGCUUGGUGGUCUUCCGCCAUUACUCGUUAUGGUUGGCGGCGGAGAGAUCUUGCGUGACGAGCAAAUCUAUCUGGCUCAUAAAGCUGCCAACCCACAGAAAUAUGCACCCCCUACGGAGGGAUUAUCAGCUCGAGAGAAGGAACAACUUGCCAAAUUUAAGCCCACUGAUGUGCAACUGCAAGUCUGGGAUGACCUAUGCCACGUUGCACCGACGUUGAGCUUUACCAAGCCGGCAAAGUUUAUGUACCGGUCUAUCGCGCAAUUUGGAGCAUGGCUGCUCGCAAGAGCUCAGCAUCGCGGAAUCGACAUCAUGGACGAUGAUCAGAUCUCGGUCAUUUCUUCCUCGGGCUCUGACACGCAAGUAGGCAAUACUGCUGUUAAAGUGGAAAAUAUCCGCAAGGAAGAGAAGGCUCCUACAGCUGUAUCUGGACAUGUCGGCAAAGCUGGAGAUCCCCUCCCACCUUUCAAGAACCACAUGAUUCGACAGCGCGUUACUCGUCACGGCGUUACGCUUCCAUUGGCACCGGAGACGGAACUGGACGCAUGCACCAUGGAGCCGACCGAGGUUGGAGUAUUUAAAGCCACAACAGCUAAGAAGUGGCUUGCAACUCGUCGCGAAUAUGAUACUCGAUACGCGUCUGCCAAGGCAAAGGUCCAUAAGCAAUUGGUGAGCGAUCUUGCUAUAGGCUUUCAGGACUUUGGGCCCGGAGAGGUUCCUCCACCGGCAGCUCUGGCGGGCAGACGCAAGCUCGAAUCCCAUAUGGUUGAGACUAAGAGGAAGAGAAGCCUCGGCCUAUCCCUCUGGUCGUUGUGGGGAUCCAAACAUGAUGAGGAAACCAUGGAGCGAGAACAUCAAGUGGAUGAGCAGCCACAAAUUGAGAUUGUGGAAGAAGACGGUGGCGGUCGCAUUUCUCACCGGGAGCAGAACGGCCAACCGCAUACGCAAGUGCAGGCUCCUGGUGAUGUCACAAGUCGCAGCCGCUCCCGCCGCAAAACCGUCAUCGACGAGCAUCAGACAGACGGCGAGAUCAGUGAAGAUACGCCCGUUGCUCAAUUGCUGCAGCAGCGACAAGAACAGGAAGCGUCCCAACCUGGUCUACUGAGCCCAAACUAUAUACCUGAGACUGGCGUAACUGGAAAGCGGCCGUUCAUCAAGGGGUUGGCUCUGCCUUUUAGCCUGAAUAAGGAAGCUGAUACAGCCAGCAUGGUGACUCUUCAGUCUCAUGCCAGCCCCGGCAACGAAGCAAACAAGCAGCUUACCAUUCCGCCGUACAGUCCCGCUGACGGCGAGGGGGGCUCUGUGAAGCAGGAAACUUCUCAAAGCAAGGUGCCAACACUAUUGUUCGAGAAUGCCGCCGCGAAAUAA